AUGGCCUUACAAAGCGAAUAUCAGAGCCUCAAUCCGGCGACUGGGGAGCAUAUCGAGACCUUCCCGGAGCUGACAGACGAAGAAUUGCGCUCUGCUCUCUCAGUUGCACACGACUGCUUCACCAACCACUGGCGCUCAACCCCAAUGUCCGAGCGAGCCAAAUUGAUCAGGGAUGAGCUUGCGCAGCUCAUCACUCUAGAAGUCGGAAAGCUCAUUGCUGAGUCUCGUUUCGAAGUCCAAUUUUGCAUUGCCACCUUCGAAUACUUUGCAGUCAACGCAGAAAAACUCUUGCAGCCCAUCACUGUUGCCUCUGAUCCGGGUUCUGAGAUCUGGACAGAGCCGCUGGGCGUCAUCCUCGCCAUUGAACCCUGGAACUUUCCUCUUCUUCAGCUGUCUCGGGUUGCGGCGCCACACAUAAUGGCCGGGAACGUCUUGAUGGCAAAGCCUGCACCCACAGUGCCGCAGACCUCUCUGGCCUUUGCAAAACUAUUCAGCGAUGCUGGCGUCCCUAAGGGGGUAUAUACAAACAUAUUUGCCACUGUUCCUCAGAUUCAUUAUCUGGUUGAAGACUUUCGCGUCCGAGGCGUCACUUUGACUGGAAGCGAGCGGGCUGGCGCUGCAGUUGCCGAGAAUGCCGGUCGCCAUCUGAAAAAGACCGUUCUAGAGUUGGGAGGCUCGGAUCCCCUGAUCGUUCUCCCAGAUUCUUCAAUCGAAGACGCAGUCAGCGUGGCCGUGGCUGGCCGUAUGUUCAAUACCGGCCAAGGAUGCGCUGCAUCAAAGCGCGUCAUUGUCGUCGGCAGAGACCGUGAGAGAGAGGUCAUUGAGGGUAUGAGGAAGGCCAUGGCAGAGCUAAAGCCAGGCGAUCCUUUGGAUCCAAAGACUACUCUGGGUGCAAUUUUUUCUAAACGCGGCCUGGAUGGGUUGUUGGCCCAGAUCGAACGUGCCAAGGCAGCUGGUGCUACCAUUGUUCUUGGGGGGAAACGUUUUGAGUGCUCCGGGUUUUACCUUGAGCCAACGAUCAUGACGAACAUUAGCCCUGGGAAUCCCAUUGCUCAGGAGGAGACCUUUGGGCCGAUUGCUGCUAUAUACGGCGUCGACACAGAGGAGGAAGCCAUUCAGCUAGCAAACAAUACUGCAUUUGGACUCGGCGCGAGCAUUAUCGGAACAAGCGUCUCUCAUGCAAAGAAGAUAGCUGCACAGCUUGAAGCUGGCAUGGUGUUCAUUAACGGGCCUGCUUACUCAAGUCCCGAUCUCCCAUUUGGAGGCAUCAAGAAUUCUGGGUUUGGAAGAGAACUCUCCGAGAUCGGCUUCAGCGAGUUUACAAAUAAGAAGCUUGUCAGGGUAGCGUCCUCGACUUGA
Messenger RNA from Trichoderma citrinoviride, 1359 nucleotides. Its product is annotated as aldehyde dehydrogenase. The coding region runs from base 1 to 1359 and encodes 452 amino acids. Gene Ontology annotation, molecular function: succinate-semialdehyde dehydrogenase (NAD+) activity. The record is from RefSeq and is a predicted model, not a curated record. Lineage: Eukaryota; Fungi; Ascomycota; Sordariomycetes; Hypocreales; Hypocreaceae. The transcript is spliced from 2 exons.